Messenger RNA from Lepus europaeus (European hare), 417 nucleotides. RefSeq names its product COP9 signalosome subunit 9 (gene COPS9). The transcript has 3 exons. Gene Ontology annotation, biological process: negative regulation of protein neddylation. NCBI's taxonomy places the organism in Eukaryota, Metazoa, Chordata, Mammalia, Lagomorpha, Leporidae. The coding region runs from base 35 to 208 and encodes 57 amino acids. The record is from RefSeq and is a predicted model, not a curated record.
GGCCGGAAGUGGGCGAGAGCGCCGCAGAGCCGAGAUGAAGCCGGCGGUGGACGAGAUGUUUCCUGAGGGCGCCGGGCCCUACGUGGACCUGGACGAGGCCGGAGGCAGCACCGGGCUCCUCAUGGACCUGGCCGCCAAUGAGAAGGCCGUUCACGCAGACUUCUUCAACGAUUUCGAGGAUCUCUUUGAUGACGAUGAUGUCCAGUGAGCUUCUGUCCAGCAGCACGCGUGGCCACGCCUUGGAGCAGUGUGGUGGCCCUGCUCAGAGGAAGAUUUCAGAUGGUUUUAACGAACUUGUGGAGACCCCUUGUGAUCAGGACGUGGUUAACCGGGGAGGAGAAUGGUCGUAGCCCCCUGGCUGCUGCUCAUCUUUGAAGCUCCUGUCCUUGUUUGUAUUAAAACAGCAACAUCAUCGCA